AUGGCGCGUGUUUUACUCCUUUCUGCUCUGCUAGUCGUCUCAGUGGCUCUCGUAUAUGGGCAGUUUGAAGUUAGUGAGACUCAGGGUCAGAACUGUGGCCACUACGUUGCGUUCACACAACUUGAGCCUAGCAAUGUCGGUGGCCUUCAUCUCCGCGGAAACAUCAUGUUCGUCGUCGCCAACCGACUCCCAUCCGUCACCCGCAUGAUCGUCCACCGCUUCCCGUCGUCUAUCUCUGACAUUCUCAGCGACCUCCACACCAGGCCCCAAGACACGGAGGAGUCGUUCGAGUCUGCCGAGUCUACCGAGUCUUCUCAGUCUUCCGAAUCCUCAGACGAUGAGAUUCCUACGCCCGUCCCUAUUGAAAACGAGGAGGAGGAUGCGUUUGCAACGGGCGGUGAAUCCAGCAUCGUUACCAACGUGACUCCCGAAUCCUCGGACGAGGAGAUUCCCACUCCCGUCCCUAUCGAAAACGACGAGGACUAUGCGCCUGUCACAGGCGGUGAUUCCAGCCCCGUUACCAGCGUUUCUUCGGAAACGACUCCUGACGAGACCACCGAGGAUACCGAAACGGAAAACGUCCGGAUGUUGACGGCGGAGGAUGACAGCGACGCUGCCGUCACUGCCGACCCCGCCUCUGACAAGGUUACCGAGGAUACAGAAACGGAAAACGUCAGACUGUUGACGGCUGAAGAUGACAGCGACGCCGCAGUCACUGCCGACCCCGUCUCCGACGAGCGUCUCCCGACGGAAACUGAUGACGCCGCUGCUGCGAAACGCUCGGAUCCUCUGACGUCCGCUUUUGAAGCGUUUGUGCUCUCUCGCGAUUGGUCUAAGAAGCUCGACCUUGACGACUUGUUCUCCAUGAUUCCUCCGCAGGAUCAAUCCUCGAAGCAUCUGCAGCUGUUCCAGGAGUUUGUAAAGGCCGCGAAGGAGUUCCAGAGCAACGCGCAGACUGCUCAGGAGCAGGAGGAGAGCUCGGAGAGUGGGGACUCUGGGAAUGAGAGCUCGGAGAAUGAGAGCUCGGAGAAUGGGAUCCCGGAUUAUGUUGACCAGGUGGACGAUGAUUUAACGGAAUAUCUCAGCAAACUCGACAGCGCGACGGCUGUUCCCGUGGACGAUGAUGACUCCGCAGUCUCAGGCGACGAUGCGGAGGUGACAGUCGUGGACGACUACUUCCCCUUCCCCAGCAUUCUCCCCGGGUGGACCGUCACCAACAUUAUCGGCCUGGUCAUUCUCGGGCUCGCGUUUGUCUUCCUGGUUACCAUGAUGAUUCUCAGCCUCGCCUCGAUUAUCUAUGGCUGCGCUGAUCCGGAGGAUGACGACUCGACCAUUCUGCUUUAUGAGGACAACACCAAGACCCCCCUUCUGAAGUCAUAUGUUGUGGAGUACUCCUCACCCAGGGGACAGCAUGCGAACCCAGUGGCCAAGUAUGUGCCCCCUGUGGCGAAGUAA
Molecule: messenger RNA, 1455 nt
Organism: Closterium sp. Yama58-4
Lineage: Eukaryota; Viridiplantae; Streptophyta; Zygnematophyceae; Desmidiales; Closteriaceae
Source: the annotation of a GenBank genome assembly